CGGGCACCGGGACUCACCGGGGGCGCCGGGGCACAGCGGGGCUGAGAGCAGCAUCCACACCGGCACCGAUACCGAUACCGACACCGACACCGAUACCGACACGGGCCGGGCCAUCACACACCGCCACCGACGCGGGCCGGGGCAUUAGAGACCGGCACCGACCUGACCUGACCCGAGCCGACCCGGGCCGGGCCGCCGACACAGAUCCGGGCUGGGGUAGCAGAGAUCGGCACCCGCCACCGGCACCCGCAGCCGACCCUCACCAGGCCGGGGGACCCGAGACCGGCACCCCCGACCGACCCCCGCAGGGCCGCGCUUUCGCUUUCGUUGGUCCCUGGCCCGGUCCCUCGCGGCGCUCUCCCCGCCGGGCGAAGGCGGCAGCAGCCCGGCCCGGUGCCCGGGGGUGUGAGGAAGCGGGCCCGGCACCGCACGGAGCCAUGGCCAUCGCGGCCGUGCCCGCGGCCGAGUCCCGGCUCUGCGGCAACUGCAAAAAGGAUAUUCCUGCAGUUAAUUUCAUCAUCCAUGAAAUCCACUGUAGAAGAAAUAUUGAAAUAUGCCCCUACUGCAGUGACUCCAUCCCAAAGUCUGAGAUGAAGAACCACAUUGAGUCUGAACAUGUGCAGGUCACCUGCAAGUGUAGGAUGAAGAUGGAAAGCAGCCUCCUGAAGGAUCACGAGGCAUCCUCGUGCCCCCUGCGCCCCGUGCUGUGCCAGUUCUGUGACAUCCAGCUGGCCUUCAACAAGCUCCAGGAGCACGAGCUCUACUGCGGGGCCAGGACCGAGCCCUGCGGGCGCUGCGGCCGCAACGUCCUGGUCAGGGAGCUCAAGGAGCAUCCCCGGGUCUGUGGGAGAGAGGAGAAGGCAGCCAAGGGGAGCAGGAGAGCGCCGGGAUUUGGGAAGGAGGAUGGAGCCGUGAGGAGCCGACCGGGAGCAGGGGAUGAGCUGGAGAGACCUGAAAUCCUUCAUUCCCAACUUCCUGAAGACUGGAACGCUGACCUGGACUAUGUGUUGGCUCUCAGCCUGCAGAGUGAGAAUAAUCCUCACCAUAAUACUGCAGCUGAGAUUCCCAGGGAUUUCUGGGAAUACAACUACACCAAAGAGCCUGGACAAUCUGCCCAUCUGGGUGGAACUGACCUGUCCAACAUCUUCACUGACUCUCCAGGCUCCUUUAGUACAUCAAACCAUAGCAAAAUAGACAAGGAUGUGAUCAUGCUGCCCUGUGAGUUCUGUGAGGAGCUGUGCCCUGCUGAAGAUCUGAUCCUUCACCAGACAGGGUGUAACCCAGCAAGUGCCUUUGCCUCGUUCAGUAAGAGAAGUUCUUCUCCAAAUCCAUGGGAAUACGGUGGUCUGCAAGCUGGGGUGUCCAACAGCCGCAGGGCUGUCCCUUCAUCCCAGCCCCAAGCUGUCCAGGCAGAAGGAGACAUCAUGAUUCCAUGUGAAUUCUGUGGCAUCCAACUGGAAGAGGAGAUUCUUUUUCAUCACCAGCAUCACUGUGACCUGCGUCCUGCCAGCCCCACAGGUGACAUUCCAGCCCGGGAGCUGCCGGCUCCUCAGCCCUGCGGGGACAGACGGGAAUCGCCAGAGCCGGCUCGGCGACGGAUCCGGCACCAAGGAGAUGUUUCUCCUUGGCACACAGAAAGCUUUGGGAAGCUGGGGCUGUGCUCUGCUCCGGGGUCCAGGCUGAGGAUGGAGACGGCCAAGGCUGGGAAUGCAGCGUUGUCCCCCCCAGGGAGAGCUGGUGACGCUCCGGCCACAAGGGGGAAGCCCGGGAAGGGGAAUGGCAGCGAGGGGACACCGAAGGACAGAGGUGACUCUGCAGCUGGGACAGUGCCACGAGUGAGACCUGCUCAGCGCUUCCAGGCAGAAACCUUCACUUCCAGCUCCUCCAGAACUUCUCCAGCCCAGCCAAGCUCCAGCACUGCAGGGGGAAGGAGCCUCGGGCUGUCGGACGGGCGCAGCGGCCUCCGGCGCCGGAGCUCCAAGGCAAAAGCCCAGAGCCCAGCGGCCGGACAGGCGGAGGAGUGAGCCGGUGCCUGUGGAAAACGUGGAGCGCCUGGCCCCGUUCCCAGGCUCUGCCAGACCUGUUGGUCUGAGUGCAAGUAAAUUUCAACACUGAGCUUCAAUUUUUAGGCAGUGACCAUUUUCUAAAUCUCUAUUUUUAAUCUGUGAGAGCAAAGUUCAGGUUUUUAUGUCUCUGAUCGCCUUGAGCACCACCCCAAGGCAUCAAGCAGAAUCUCACCUUGGGGCCCCACCUGAAUUCUGUGCCCGUGUGGGCUCCUUGUGCCGCCCCAGCGUGGGAUUUGUGCCACCCCGAGCUCCCGCUGUGUCCUGCCCUGGAAUGCUCAGGCACAGCCAGUGACUCCAGCAGGGAGCAGUUGGUGCUCUGGACCUGUCCCACACAGAGCAGGGUCGAGGACUGGGGCUCCAAGGCUUCUCAGUGCUGCAUUUUCAAUUUAAAAGCUUUUUAGGUUCCUUGGAAUAAAAUUUCUCUGAUGCUGUCCCAAA
Molecule: messenger RNA, 2504 nt
Organism: Corvus hawaiiensis (hawaiian crow)
Lineage: Eukaryota; Metazoa; Chordata; Aves; Passeriformes; Corvidae
Gene: TRAFD1
Product: TRAF-type zinc finger domain containing 1
Exons: 11
Coding region: 438-2024 (528 amino acids)
Source: RefSeq, a predicted model, not a curated record